Messenger RNA from Rasamsonia emersonii CBS 393.64, 1182 nucleotides. RefSeq names its product Cdc48-dependent protein degradation adaptor protein (Shp1). Bases 1 to 1182 code for a protein of 393 amino acids. Gene Ontology annotation, biological process: nuclear membrane reassembly; autophagosome assembly; Golgi organization. The record is from RefSeq and is a predicted model, not a curated record. Lineage: Eukaryota; Fungi; Ascomycota; Eurotiomycetes; Eurotiales; Trichocomaceae. Gene Ontology annotation, molecular function: ubiquitin binding. Gene Ontology annotation, cellular component: cytosol; nucleus. The transcript has 3 exons.
AUGGCGUCCAACGCGACAGACCAGGAUGAGAUCGUCUCCCAGUUUUGCGCCAUGACGGGGACCCGUCCGUCUGAGGCUCGCCAGUUCUUGGACGCGAACGAGUGGGACAUCGAGGCCGCAGUCACGGAAUUCUUCGCAGAGCAGGAUGAGGCACUACAAGAUGCGAAUGCUGGAGGUGGACGACGACUGGGAUCGGAUGAACCUGCACCCCAGCCGUCUGGCGGUCGGACACUGGGAGGGGCUCCUGCUCCCGCCUCUGCUUCUGCCCCUCGCCAAUCUACCCAAGCGCGACGACCUCAACAGAAGAAGUUUGCGACAUUGGGAGACUUGCAAGCCAGCAGUGGCGCUGGAGAGUCCACCGACGAUGAGGACGAAAACCAGGACUUCUUCGCUGGCGGUGAAAAGUCGGGCCUCGCCGUGCAGAACCCUGAUGACAUCAAGCAGAAGAUCUUGGAAAAGGCGAUGAGGGCACAACCUCCGCCAGCAGAUGAUACCAAAACCAAGAAAACGUACUUCACCGGCACUGCGCGCACCUUGGGAGGAGACGACACCCCUAGCCAGAUCAUUCCAGACCCGAACGAGGGCCGACCGCAACGGCCGCCCCGAGUCCGUCGGACGCUACACUUCUGGGCGGAUGGCUUUUCGGUGGAUGACGGCGAGCUGUUCCGGUCGGAUGACCCUCGCAACGCAGAGAUCCUAGAUGGCAUUCGUCGUGGACGCGCUCCGCUGUCAAUCAUGAAUGUCCAGCCGGGCCAGGAGGUCGAUGUCGAGAUCAAACAACACGACGAAAAAUACGUCAAGCCCAAACCGAAGUACAAGCCAUUCUCCGGGCCGGGGCAGCGACUGGGCAGUCCUACACCGGCUAUCCGAACCUCUCAAGCAGAGACUACCCCUGCACCUGCUGCUGCAGAGCCGCCAAAGCCUGAGAUCGAUGAGUCACAGCCAAUUGUCACCCUGCAGAUCCGCCUGGGAGACGGAACGAGACUGACGUCGCGGUUCAAUACGUCACACACGAUUGGAGAUGUCUACAACUUUGUCGCAGCGGCCAGCCCUGCCAGCCAGGCGCGACCGUGGGUGCUGAUGACUACGUUUCCCAGUAAAGAGCUGACAGACAAGUCGGCGGUGCUGGGCGAUUUGCCUGAUUUUAAACGGGGUGGAGUUGUGGUGCAGAAGUGGCAGUAA